AUGGCUGGGGGCGCACGUACAGAAAAAAAUAUUAAAAGAUUCCAGCGUCGGGUUCUGUUCUUACGCAUCGGAGUGUUCUUGCUGAUGGUGCUGGGCUUCCUGUACCAGGCGUCCAGGGUUGUGGAACAGUACCUCAGCUACCCGAGUGCCGUUGACGUCCGCAUUGAGGGCACCGAGGUGCUCCUCUUUCCGGGCCUUUCCAUCUGCGUAACCAACUGGAUCAGCAAAACCAAGCUGUGUGAGUUGUAUGCGGAUUACUGCGACGUUAAUUCAACCAACAUUGACGAGCUAAGGGACCUUCUUCUGGUUGGAGGAAACCUCGGAGAAAUCGCCCACAAUCCAGAAGAUGUGCUGCAGAUUGGAUUCGUCAACCCUACCCAGUAUUUCUUCGAGUUUUACCUCAGCCCAAACGUGACCAAGGUGUCGUAUUCGAGGCUGCCUACCCACAUGUGCUACACAAUGAACUGGAGACAGGUCCAUAACAUCAAGACUGUUCAUCAAAACGUACUGGCAUUUGAGAUGAAUGUAUUGUUCGCUUGGCCCGAAGAGGACGUGAUGCCAAUCGACGAAUUUGAGAUGGACCUGGGCUUUCACCACGUGGACACAAACACGGCAGGAAAGAAACACACUAUGUCCUUUAUGCCUUCGGGAGAUUUCGUCUUUGGCAUUGUCCAGGAAGCAGUGGUGUCGCUACCUGAACCGUACGACAGCAGAUGUGACAACUACAGCCGGUAUCUGGAACUACCCAACUACAAAGUUCAGUACUCGAAGGAAAUUUGCUACGAAGAAUGCCGUAAGGACAUCACGACCCAAGUGUGCGGAUGUGUCCCCAACGACUACGCAUUUCGGAACCAUAUCAGCGACACGGUCUGCACUGCCCGCGUUACUGCAAACUGCGUGCACACUGAUGGUCGAGCAAUGUACAGUGUGAUUUGCACCGACCGGUGUCAAAGUGCUUGCAGAGAGACGAUUUACAAAGCCACACAGUCGGCGUGGAAGCAAGUGUCGAGCAAGUCACUUGGAGGCCUUACGUACGUGAAGGUCAGAGCAAUGAUGACAUCGAGAAGUGUCGACGCGCUGCAUUUCAUUCCACUGCUCACGGGCACCCAAGUGCUGGGUGUGGUGGGAGGCUACUCAGGCUUCUGGAUGGGCAUGGCGAUCUACGUCGGGGCGACCGAGCUGGCGAGGCUCUUUUACGACUUCUGGCGCAACAAAGUCAAGUCCCGGUUUCGCCGAGCAGAGGUUUGGUUCCUAUUCCGCGUGACGAAGCUGGUGUUUCUUCUGUGUUGUUUCGUGGCCUGUUCGUUCAGCAUCUACUGGGACUACGACGACUUCAGCCACCAUUACACGGCCGUGACCUACGAGCAAGACAACAUACGCGGCGUCCGUUUCCCGACCGUCACGGUCUGCUCAUACGAAUCGGUGAACUUUACAAAGAUGUGCAUUGAGUAUGCCAAGUUCAACAAAUGCAGUGCUGCGUCUUUUGACACCACGGUCGGCAACGACAUCGUAGCCAUGAAAUACGUCAUCAACUUCACUCAUCCUGCGGCUGAUCUUUUCUUCAACUGCACGAUGACAUCCUUCGGAGAUUUGUGCGAGGAUUUCGUGUGCACUAAGCUCUGGAUUCCAACUUACACCUACGUCAAGACCGGUGUCUGCUUCAUCCUGGACCUGGCGAGAUCUCCCGAACUUGCCAGAUGUACCCAGCAGUACAAAUAUAGGCUGAAUUUUCGGGUGAGAGCGGACACGAAAGACCGGAGGAACGAGAACAUGGCGUUCUCUGCCUUGGUGCACUCGACCAGCAGCUACACUUCUGGGAUCAUCCACACGUUCCGAUUCCAGGCAGGCAGGAAAUACACCAUCUCGGUGGGGCAGACUGAGCUGGUUUCAUUGCCGCUGCCUUAUGAAACUCGGUGCAUUGACUAUGCUGCCACAGCGGACGAAUCUCUAUAUGACGAUAAAGAAAUUCAAGAAGAGGAAUGCAGCGAAUACUGCGUGGCCCAAAAAUGGAUAGACUCCUGCGGCUGUUUCUCUAAAAUGUACGCCGUCAAACACAGAAUGAAAGGAGCUGUCUGCGAAUACGUUCCCCACAUGCGCUGUAUCGACGAAUUGAUCCAACAUCGGUGGUUUCACCUGUGCCAGGACGAGUGUACCAGAGGCUGUAGAGACACCCGGUACCGAGGGCUGAUGUUUCAGACGGGCUACAUCAAGGACUAUUACAGAUACGAAAACACUGAGGCCGACCUCACGGUUGUUCUUGGCUCCACUAAACGGAAAAUUGUAAGAAACCUGCCGAGGAUGACGCUUGCAGACUUUCUGCUCUACCUGUCCGGCCACGUGAGCAUGUGGCUCGGGGUCUCGCUGAUUGCCACAGUGCCUCUGGUGGUCAGCGGUCUCACCAACCUGGCGCGACGUCUGCAGGAUCUUCUCGGCAUCCAAUAA
Ixodes scapularis (black-legged tick) is the source of this 2442-nucleotide messenger RNA. RefSeq lists its product as uncharacterized. The transcript has 23 exons. NCBI's taxonomy places the organism in Eukaryota, Metazoa, Arthropoda, Arachnida, Ixodida, Ixodidae. Gene Ontology annotation, biological process: sodium ion transmembrane transport. Gene Ontology annotation, cellular component: membrane. Gene Ontology annotation, molecular function: ligand-gated sodium channel activity. The record is from RefSeq and is a predicted model, not a curated record. The coding region runs from base 1 to 2442 and encodes 813 amino acids.